UUUAUAAAGAGUGUCAGUAGAUAAGUAGACAGAGGUGGGAAGUGUGUUUCCGCCUAUGAAAUAGACUUACUGCAUUUUGUUUCCUUCCUACACAGCUUUCUCCAUGUUCUGAUUAAUAUCAGAAACAGACACAAUGAUGUUGUUCCUACAAUGGCCCAAGGCAUGAUUGAAUACAAGGAAAAGUUUGGGUUUGAUCCAUUUGUUAGCAGUAACAUUCAAUAUUUCCUGGAUCAUUUUUAUACCAACCGCAUUUCUUUCCGCAUGCUUAUUAACCAACACACACUUCUGUUUGGUGGUGACACUAAUCCUGCUCAUCCUGAGCACAUAGGGAGUAUCGAUCCCACCUGCAAUGUAGCUGAUGUGGUGAAAGGUUUCCAUCAAGGAGGUGCUUUUCAGCAGCCACUGUUAAGGACUGCCUGUGCGCUAUGUUUUCCUGCGGCUGCUGAGGUAGCUGUUUGGUCAGAAGAUAUUUAUUCAUGUUAUUUCACUUGUGUCUUUUGUAUUGAU
Molecule: messenger RNA, 507 nt
Organism: Mesocricetus auratus (golden hamster)
Lineage: Eukaryota; Metazoa; Chordata; Mammalia; Rodentia; Cricetidae
Product: pyruvate dehydrogenase (acetyl-transferring) kinase isozyme 3, mitochondrial-like
Exons: 3
Biological process (GO): regulation of glucose metabolic process; protein phosphorylation
Cellular component (GO): mitochondrion
Molecular function (GO): pyruvate dehydrogenase (acetyl-transferring) kinase activity
Source: RefSeq, a predicted model, not a curated record